Messenger RNA from Kickxella alabastrina, 1497 nucleotides. RefSeq lists its product as uncharacterized. NCBI's taxonomy places the organism in Eukaryota, Fungi, Kickxellomycota, Kickxellomycetes, Kickxellales, Kickxellaceae. Bases 330 to 1091 code for a protein of 253 amino acids. The record is from RefSeq and is a predicted model, not a curated record. The transcript has a single exon.
GAUACGCUCAAUCCGGCGCGCGUCGGGCUAGCGUUCCAGGCGCUCCUUAGUGUGGCUGCGAUUGCCAGCAAUAAGGCGGCCGCUGCGGCGGCGUCGGCUGCUGCUGCCGCUGCGAAUGCCGGCUCAAAGGGCGCUUCGAACAAGCACGGCGGUGGUUGCAGCAGUAAUGUUGGGGGCAAUUCAAAUGAGUCCCCUGCAGAUCCUGUCACCCUGAAGCUUCAACCGCCGUUUCCUGGCGUUGCGCAGUUAAGUGGCUCGAUGUGUUUGGUUUGGCAUCGCAGAGCGGCAAGGGAGGCGGUGGUGAUAGUGCGCACCAUCGCGGUGGUGCCAUGUCAAUUGACGGCAGCGUUGGCGAUGGUGGCGGUGGCGGUGGCGGCGGCGGUAGCGGUAGCGGUAGCAGUGGCGGUGGUGGUGGUGGUGGUGGUGGUGGUAGUGGUGGCAGCGAUAGAGCUCUGGGUAACUCCUUCUCGGCCACCAUUGGCGCCUCCUCUGACACCUCUGCAUCUGCCACUGCGCCUGCACCUGCCUCCGGACCUGGUGCUUUCUUCAAUCGAGCGGCGGGCGCUAGUCAACCGCCAUUUAUUGUGCCCGACAAUCUGCCCGACAACAUCCGCAAGGCGCUAAGCACGGCGAUCGGCGUGGUGGCGCGCUACUUCAAUGUCUUGUACCCAGUGUUUGGCCACUACGUGUUGGCCGACGAGCGACUAUGGCGGCUCACGCGCACGGUUCCACCCAUGUCGUCGGUUGUGCUGACAGGAUCGACUUUUAGUUUUGAAAACACCGCACUUUUGGUAUCUUCAGCCACCAGCAGCCGGGAGCACCAAGCUGCGGGCGCGAACGGCAUCAGUACAUCUGCUGGCGGGCCGAUUGCCAUGACCGGGGCCAGCGCUGCGGCUGUGCAGACCUCCCGCGCUCUGACCAUGGCCGAGGAUCCAGGCACCAGCGGCAGCGUUGGAGAAACAGGUGCCGGUAUGGGCGACACCAAUUCCGCGGAGCCGACGGCAGCAGAGUUGGCAGCGAUGCUGCCGCCAGUAUCCUUCGACAGGCAGCUGCGCGUUAUCCUGUUGAGCGCCAGGUGUACUUGGACCUGAUGUCCGUGUAUACCAGGAACGUCCCUCGGUCGCAGAUGUUCUGGGAACAGGCUGACUUGUCCAAGUUGAUUGAUAUAAUGGUCCAAAACAUUUUGCAUGCUGACCAGACGCUGGCUGCUGAUCUCGCGCGUGCUCUUGGAUCUUCUGUGUCCGCCGUCUGUGCGCCGACUGUUUGACACGCGCACGGCCGCCAAGCUGUUUGCCACCAGCUUUGACCGCCUUUUGGCUAUUUCUCAGGCUGUCACUAGGGCGACACAGAUUCUCCGGGCUACAGACGAGAGGUUUAGCGAGAUUCUCGUUGGCGGCGUAUUUUCCCGUGACAGUCGCUCCAGCGUGUCGUUUGCUCAGCCCGGCGACCCGCUCUCAGAUGCACCUGGCGUCUGGCCAUUUGGCAUGACGCAGGUUG